Molecule: messenger RNA, 2256 nt
Organism: Sporisorium graminicola
Lineage: Eukaryota; Fungi; Basidiomycota; Ustilaginomycetes; Ustilaginales; Ustilaginaceae
Exons: 1
Coding region: 1-2256 (751 amino acids)
Source: RefSeq, a predicted model, not a curated record
AUGCCACCACAACAACAAACUUUACCACACGAUCCUCUCGCUUCCAGCUUGCUACAUGUCCAACAUCGAUCCGUGGGAACAACUCGUUCAGGCGGAGCACUCACCUUCCCGCCUCUCUACCUCGACCCUCCAGACCACGACCCAGCCUCCAACCAGCACACCGCUGCCAACAACGCAACAGCCCAACAACCGGGCAGCUUUGUACUCGGGUCCACAUUCUACCACCACCCUGAACUCAACGCGCUCGUCUCCAACCACCUUAUCGAUGCCUCUGCCAACGCUUUGGACGCAGCUUCGGGCACGGGGCAUGCGUUUCUCGCGAGUAUAUUUGCAAGCAGAGACGGCGCGGCGCAUGACGAUGAUUCGGACGCAGAGGGGGGUGAUGGUGCCGCCGGUGGUGGUGGUGGUGCAGGUGGCGUAGGUGCGGAUAGCGCGGUGGCUGUACCGCGGCCCAAGAUUACGUCCGAGUUUGUUUCACUGAACGAGGACCUGGUGCCUGCGUCGCUGGAUAUGCACGGUGACAUGCUGCCUGCGGACCAGCACCCGUCGUAUCCGUUUGGCAACCUGUUUGGGCCUUUGGGCGGGAUGAUUGCUGCGGACAGUGCUAUCGUAGGUGGUGCACAUGGGAAUACUGCUACGAAUACAGGUACAUCCCUGGGAGGAGAACUGGGUGAUGCAGCUGCGACGCUAGGCCUGGACUUUGGCGGCGGUCUGGAUGGCUUCAUCAACCUGGGCCACUCAAGUCACGGUCGCAGAAGUGCAGUCAGCAACGCAUGGAACAACUCUAUCAACAAAGCUUCUCGCUCUAAACUCGUUGGCUCGGCCAGUGCGAAUGCGGAAUGGAAUAUUGAUGCGCUCCAUAACACGAGCACAAAUCCAGCAGCAACAGCAGUAACAUCAGCAGCAUCAGCAUCGGCAGCCAAAGACGAUCACGCACGUCCAUCGCACAGAGACAUAGUGCUCUCUGCAAAGAAACUCGAUCUCUCGCCUAGCCUACUCUUCCGCACCAACACCUCCACCGUCCUCGCCCCACCCACAUGGCCCUUCCGCCGCCACGGUCCCGGCAGCACAUCGUAUGCAGCACUGCUUCGCCCGAGCUCCAACAUCUUUGGCAACAGCCCGGCGAGUCAAGCGGUCGCAGCCACGUUGGGUGGAUUGCCCGCCUCAUCAAAAAUCCUUAGAGAGGUAUGGUCCGACUUGGCGCUCGAAGAGCUCGUACCCACCCACAUUGGUGACACGUCUGCCGUGCGGCAUCUCGACGAGCAGGACGAAACGGACGACACCGAUGCUGGCGCGGGGGACGGCAAGCGCGGCCGAAAGCGAGCUCGGGAAGCAGAGUCAGACCUCACCUUCGCCAAACGCAUCGCAACGCUCGAAGCGGACCCCUUGGACCUACUUGGCCCCAUCUCGCGCGAGAUCCGCGGGCAAGCCGCCCAGCCAUGGGGCACUGCCACCGCACGCAACCCACACGGUCGCCCGCGCCGUCGCCACCGCUCGACCUACUCAAACCAGUCGGAAGACGAAGCGGCGGAAGCAGAGCACGACGACGCUGAGCACGGUUUUGCUGUCCGCGAUCGUCUGCGGUACAGCUUUGCUCUGCCGCCCGCCAACUUCAGCUGGGUCGAAUCGCCCGAGGACGGCGAGGCAUCGCACGAUGCCGACGAGCGCGCGGGGACGAUGCACGUCGAGCCGGACGGAAUUGGGUGGUCGACGGCGAAGAGAAUAUUUGUGAACGAGGAGCGCGAUCGGCUGCUGGCGCCGGUGGCCUCGCGUGCAGCGGGAGGCGCAGCGGCUGGGGUCGAGGCAUACCAGGUGCGAGGCCUGCGUGCCAACCAGGGUCUGCUUCCACGACCCCGAUGGACCUGGGCCGACGGCGCGCUCGAGGACGUCGACACCGCCGAUGCGAGCUAUGCCACGCUCUCCGCGUCCGGCUCGCACCAGUCGCUGCCUAACACACACCCUCCAGACGAACAGCACAGUGUCGUCAACUCUGACGAGGAAGUGUACGAGGAAGAGGAAGAGGAGGGGGACGAAGGGUGGGACCAGGGCGCGGAAGACCAGGAGCUGCAACGCGCGUUGUUGCUGCAGUAUCAGCGCGAGAUAGACGGCGAGGUCGAGGAAGUGGAGGAUGGAGGGGAAGCGGAAGCGGAAGAGGAAGAGGAAGAUGAGGAAGCGCAAGUCGAGUACGACCUGGAUGCGCAGUAUUCGGACAAUGACGAAGAUGUAGAGUCGUUCAGCGACGCAGAUACAGCGUAG